UCUUAUGACCUGUUGUCGCGAUUUCGCAUCAUACCGGUUUUAAGCCGCACUACCAGAAGAAAACAUCUGUAGGCGCCACUGCUGUGCUUAGAGGUAAUCUACAGAUGUCUGGCAACAUAUAGAAAAAGCAGCGCCAUCUACCCUCUAUUCAGUAAAGAGCUGACAGCUGCCAUUUCUCCGGUUGAUGCCGACGCACAACGUUCCUCAGUGUCCAUCCAUUGACAUCCGUCUCCUUUCAAGUUAUUCAAUGCUCUUCAUCUAUGAUGGACUCUAGAAGGUUCUACGGGAUCAGGGUUCCACCCGUUGAAGACAGCGAAGAUAGCUGCCUCAGCGAGAGCGACUCCGAUUACAGCCCUGACACAGAAGACGCUGCCCCAGCAGAUCAAUCUGGGCAGUCUGGGAGUGACACAGAUGACGAAGAUGAAACACAAGAGCCGUCCACGUCAAGUGCAAGAAGUUUCCUGUGGAAGCGAGUGAAUCAUGCGCGGACAUGCCAACCUCAAUGGGAAGACAGUCUUCCAGACCCUCCAGAUGAGCCGAAAGCACCCAUUGAGUACUUCCGGUAUUUUUUUGACGACAAGCUCCUUCCCGAGAUUAGAGACCAAUCCAAUCUCUAUGCACUGCAGAAGAAUGCCAACAAAGCAUUACGCCUAACAUGCGCUGCACUAGAGCAGUUUCUCGGUGCCACAAUGUACAUGUCCAUAUACAGGCUUCCACGAUCACACAUGUACUGGAGCCGCGAGAUGAGAGUAGAAAAAGUGGCAGAAGUUAUGUCACGUGACAGGUGGCAAACCAUAAAGAGCAACCUUCAUUUCAACAACAACGAUCUCCUACAAGCGAAUGCUGGAAAUGACAGGCUCUUCAAAAUUCGACCACUGAUUGACAAUCUGCUUCCCAAAUUUCAAAUCCUUCCAAAGUCACAGAUGCUGGUUGUCGACGAGCAAAUUGUGCCGUUCAAAGGCCGUUCAUCUCUCAAGCAAUAUGUCCCUAGCAAGCCUCACAAGUGGGGCUACAAGAUUUUUGUACUUUGUGACACCCACGGACUUGUCUACGACUUUUCCAUUUACACAGGGGACAUCCGCCCCGUUCCUGGUUUACCUGACCUUGGAGCGAGCUCUAAUGUUGUGCUCGAGCUUUCGCGCUCCAUCCCAGAGAACAAAAACUACUUGUUGUUUUUUGACAACUGGUUCACAUCCAUAAAACUGCUUGUAAGUUUGCAUCAGCGCGGUAUUCCAGCCUUGGGAACUGCGCGGGCAAACAGGAUUUCUGGAUGCCGACUGCCCAGUGAUGCAGAAAUGAAGAAGGACGGAAGAGGAAGCCACGUGGAGCGGGAGGCUACUGUUGAUGGGGUUGAAGUCCGAGUUGUGAAGUGGUACGACAGCCGAGGAGUGAAUAUAGCCAGCACAUUCGGGAGUGCCGAGCCCCUAGGAAGCUGCCAGCGGUACGACCGCAAGAAGAAAGAAAGGUGCGAAAUUCAGCAGCCUGCUAUCGUGAAGACAUACAACACCUUUAUGGGUGGAGUAGGCCUCCUAGAUGGGCUCAUGGCAUACUACAGAAUUUUUCUGAAGUCAAAAAAAUUCUACCUGAGAUUUUUUUUUCAUUUUGUUGAUAUGGCUGUUGUGAACAGCUGGCUUCUAUACCGAAGGGAUUGUGAUGCUCUAGCAAUCGCCAAAAAAGAGCAACUAGAUCUUUUAGCAUUCAAGGCUUCUCUAGCCAGCUGCCUCUGUAAUGAGAACAAGGACAUGAUGAAGAAGAGGGGCCGGCCGUCUCUUUCUGUGGAAGCAGAGCUUGAAAGGAAGAAAAGAAGAGGCCCAACAGCUCCAACACCUCAUGCUCAAGUCCGUCAUGACAAUGUUGGCCACUGGCCUGAAGUGUCGCAGCAACGACAACGAUGCAAAAUGCCUGGCUGCAAAGGCCAACCUGUUUCUUUCUGCACAAAGUGCAAAGUUCAUCUUUGUAUAAACAAAAGCUCAAAAUGUUUCAUUUCUUUUCACAAGAACUGACCUACAAGUGUUCUGAGCUCAAAGAAAUGAGCUCUGAAGUAUGUUCGAAAAUAAACAUUUUCUGAUCCAUUA
Molecule: messenger RNA, 2075 nt
Organism: Rhipicephalus sanguineus (brown dog tick)
Lineage: Eukaryota; Metazoa; Arthropoda; Arachnida; Ixodida; Ixodidae
Product: piggyBac transposable element-derived protein 2-like
Exons: 3
Coding region: 261-2003 (580 amino acids)
Source: RefSeq, a predicted model, not a curated record